AUGGCGAUGCAGGACGACGAGGCGGCGGCCGAGGCCGGCGGCGUCCACCCGGUGGCGAUGAAGAAGUCGGCGUGGACCAAGGAGGAGGACGCCGCGCUGCGGGAGCAGGUGCGGGCGCACGGCCCGCAGAACUGGGCGGCCAUCAGCGCGGCGCUGCCCGGGCGCAACCCCAAGUCGUGCCGCCUGCGCUGGUGGCAGCACCUGACCCCCGCCGUCGACGCCAUGCGGCCCUUCACCCCCGAGGAGGACGACAAGAUCGCCUGCCUCCACCGCCUCUACCCCAACAAGUGGGCCACUAUCGCGGGCUUCCUCCCCGGCCGCUCCGACAACGCCGUCAAGAACCGCUGGAACUCGGUCCUCGGCAAGCACCCGCAGCCGCAGCACCAGCAGUGGGCGCUCGCCGCCCCGCUCCGCCGCGUCUCCGACGGGACGCUCCCGCUGUUCCCUCUCGCGUCGGGGGAUGUCAGGGCGUGUGGCCGGAGCGCCCGGGUGCUCCGCCACCCGCCGCCCGGCGACGUCGCGGGGGAUGAUCUGAGCGGCGCGUGCCUGGAGCUGUUCCCGCUGGCGCCAGGGGACCUCGCCGGGGCCAACGGCACGAGCGAGGAGGCGGAGAUGGAUGUGGAUCGCAGCGACGACGACCCGACGGCCGCCGGGCUGCGGCUCUGGCCGUGCACGAGGGCCGCAUCAAUGGCGGCCUUCAAGGCGAUGGUGCAGGCAGUUCGGGCGCCCUAG
Panicum virgatum (switchgrass) is the source of this 732-nucleotide messenger RNA. RefSeq names its product transcription factor MYB44-like. Gene Ontology annotation, biological process: regulation of DNA-templated transcription. Lineage: Eukaryota; Viridiplantae; Streptophyta; Magnoliopsida; Poales; Poaceae. Gene Ontology annotation, cellular component: nucleus. The record is from RefSeq and is a predicted model, not a curated record. The coding region runs from base 1 to 732 and encodes 243 amino acids. Gene Ontology annotation, molecular function: RNA polymerase II cis-regulatory region sequence-specific DNA binding; DNA-binding transcription factor activity, RNA polymerase II-specific. The transcript has a single exon.